Messenger RNA from Parnassius apollo (apollo), 900 nucleotides. Lineage: Eukaryota; Metazoa; Arthropoda; Insecta; Lepidoptera; Papilionidae. The record is from the annotation of a GenBank genome assembly.
AUGGAGCCUAUAUAUCUGAAUUCUUUAAAUUGUACUGAAUUUAAAAAUACCCUCGAUUCUUUAGAUUAUGUAUUUUCUGACUGUGAUGGUGUUAUUUGGUCUGAUGUACCUUACCCAGGUGUAGGCGAAUUUUUCCAUAGAAUAAAACAGUUGGGAAAGACUGUGCAUUUUGUCUCUAAUAAUAGCGUACGAUCUCGAAAAAAAUAUGAAGACUUAUUCGACGCUGCUGAUAUUAAAUAUGGUUUUGAAAACUUGACUAUACCUUCUAUUGCAAUAGCAAAAUAUUUGAAAUCAAUUAAGUUUAAUAAGACAGUGUAUUGCAUGACAUGCCCAGAAACAAUAAACACAUUACUAGCUCACGGGAUAAAGUGUAAACAUGGUCCCGAAGACGGCUCAGAACUAUACACAAACUACCUGGAUUAUUUUGACGACGACGAUGAAAUAGGAGCCGUAGUUUUCGACAACGACUUCAAUGUCAAUCUUGCAAAAAUGUACAGAGCUAUUACUUACUUAAGAAGAUCCGAAGUGAUUUACAUUAGUGGUGCAUUAUAUAAUUACGUGUCUUUAAAACAAGGAUAUUUAUCUUUAGGACCUGGCCUAUUCAAUGAUGUACUUAACAAAGAAACAAAUCGUGUUCCUAUUGUCUUCGGCAAGCCAGGAAAGUUGCUUGGGGAUUAUGCAAUGAAACGUGUAGGCGUAACUGAUCCUAGCAGAGUACUUUUUAUUGGUGAUAUGAUAAAACAGGAUGUUGGCUUGGGCAAGGUAGCUGGUUUCAAAACCCUUUUAUUACUUCCAAACAACACGCGUGCAGAUAUGAUGGCGCAUCCACAUUUGAAGCCGGAUUUUUACACGGAAUCUUUAAGUAGCUUGGUGCCUUUACUGAAUAACGUAUGUUUGUAA